Messenger RNA from Brassica napus (rape), 2067 nucleotides. Its product is annotated as transmembrane protein DDB_G0273707/DDB_G0273361-like. The coding region runs from base 1138 to 1911 and encodes 257 amino acids. The record is from RefSeq and is a predicted model, not a curated record. Lineage: Eukaryota; Viridiplantae; Streptophyta; Magnoliopsida; Brassicales; Brassicaceae. The transcript is spliced from 5 exons.
AAAUUAUAGAAAGCCAUUCCUCCAUUAAUUACUACUAUAAUACAUGUAGGUCCUUUUUCUUAUUCAAUUAUAUAAUCAGUAUAAAUAAUAUCAACUGAACAAGUAGUUUGGUCGAAAAGGAAAUAAAAAUCCCGUCAGCAUUUUAGUGGUUUUUGACGUGAGCGGCGAGAUUUGCAGCGUCAUUUACAUGUGGAAAGAGGUUAAAGAAUAUAAACACAAUUAGUUGGUAUUGAAAAAUCUAAAUAAAAAGAAAUGUACCAAUAUGUUUUUUGUACUGAUUUUUUAGAACUCAGAUAGAUCUCAGCUAGUAUUUCUUAAAACAUUUUUAUUCUCAUUAAUAGAACACUGUAGUAAAUAAAUAGUUUAGAGUAGUUCCAAUGACAAGUGUUAUAUAGGGGAUUCUUAAUAAUUAAAAAAUUAAAAUUAGAGAGAAAAAAAAUUAAUGAAAUUUUUUAAAAAACCGGUCCUAAACUCUAAACGACAUAUGUCACUUAACUAAGCUUUUAAUUGGUUUUGAAAAAUUAAACAUUAUCAAAUAUUCUUAUAAUAAUAUUAUUUUGUUUUAUUUUAGAAACUGGUAGAGGUUGUAACUGAUAAUGUUGCUCUUAUACAAACUUUCUUUUUCUCUUUUUUUACGUCAAAAGGCCAUUCUAUUACUCAAACUUGAAGUGGUCUAAGUAACCAAACCGGAAUAAAACAACCAACAAAAUGUAACCAAACCGGAAUACAAACUUCAUUUAACCAGAAAACAUCGUUGAUAAAAAUGUAAAACUGCAAUAUAUUAAUACUAUAUAUAAACUUAAUUGUUCUAGUUCCAUUCAAUAUUCGGUUGCCGUAAUUUAUUAAUGUAAACAGUCCGUUUUAUUAUUUUGUGACCUCUGCAUUAUACAAUAAAUCCAACUUGUAAACUCAUAUAUUCACAUCACUAACACAUAUACAUAUAUGCAUAGACAUGUAUUUAUAUUUUUUUUUUUUAUCAAAACAUAUAUAUAGUUAAAUACACAAAUCUGAGUGUUUGUAAAAGUCAUUGUACACUAGUGUCUCCUCUCUCUCAUCCUUUUGGUAUAAUUAGAAAGAGGGGACAUGUUUUGAGUCUUUCUUGAUAUAUUAAUUUAUAUCAAAAGCCUCCCAACAACCAUGGCUUUGCUUCCGGUGAAGCCUCUAUCUUUCCACCGCUUUCAGGUUUUCCCCCGGCAUCUUAUUACUCCGGCUGUUUCAACUGUUCCGGGAAUGGUUUCUGCCGGUUUCAAAAGCCAUCAUUUCGUAGGGCUCCCUUCUUAUGAUCUAUGUAUCCAUGAAUCUGUAAGGCAUAUGAGAAGCCUAAGGUCGUGGAGUAAUCGUCGCCGAGUAAGCAGAACCGUCGGCGUGUCUAUGCCGGUGGCUUCGGCUGAGGAUUUACCGGCGGCUUCUUGGGAUUCUUGGAAGCCCGAUAAGACCACGGUGGCUCCGUCACUUAGUGACGUCAUUUGGCCUGCAGCAGGAGCGUUUGCGGCUAUGGCAAUAAUGGGAAGGAUAGAUCAAAUGUUAAACCCUAAAGGGAUCUCAAUGUCGGUUGCACCACUUGGUGCCGUCUCUGCCAUUCUCUUCACCACUCCUUCUGUACCUGCUGCUAGGAAAUACAAUAUAUUCGUGGCUCAAAUAGGUUGUGCAGCCAUUGGAGUAUUGACUUUCUCCAUCUUUGGGCCGGGUUGGCUCUCCCGCAGCAUCGCACUAGCUGCUUCCAUUGCAUUUAUGGUCAUUGCUCGUGCUAGUCAUCCUCCUGCGGCAAGUUUACCACUACUGUUCAUAGACGGGGCAAAGUUACAAAAGUUAAACUUUUGGUACGUAUUAUUCCCCAGUGCAGCGGCUUGCAUCCUCCUCUGCUUCCUCCAAGAGAUCGUGUGCUACUUGAAGAAAAACUUGAAAUUUUGAUGAAUGGAAAAGGACGAAGUCAAGAGUGUUAUAUGCAUGUAUAGACACAUUGGUGGAGGAGUUCAUGUGCAGAUUUUUUUAUAUAUAUUAGACGUUUAUCGAAGAUGGUCGACGUACACAUACAUUAAAAAAAAAUAUACGUACAAAUUAUACAUA